Messenger RNA from Brachypodium distachyon (stiff brome), 2331 nucleotides. RefSeq lists its product as uncharacterized. The record is from RefSeq and is a predicted model, not a curated record. Gene Ontology annotation, molecular function: zinc ion binding. The coding region runs from base 383 to 1816 and encodes 477 amino acids. NCBI's taxonomy places the organism in Eukaryota, Viridiplantae, Streptophyta, Magnoliopsida, Poales, Poaceae. The transcript has 8 exons.
AAUCGAAAAAUAUUAAAUGUGGUAACUGAGCUGCCAUGGAUCGAAGCUAUUUCAUCUCCCCUGUUUUCUCCGUUGUAAGCAUAUCAUCACUCCCACUGCAUAAAAUCGUUUCCAUUUGGAGACAGGCGCGGGAGAGGAAAGGGGAGAGGCACUUGCUUCAAGAGUUCUAUUGAAGCAAUAAUUCUUGUAAUCGGCUCCAGUAUACUCCGGAUCCAGCCACCGCGGAGGAGUUAGAGCCUGUGAGUUGCUGCUGGAGGAUUUGUUUAUGGCCAAGGAUAUUUGAGGUUGUGCUUGUUAAGCAUUAGACUGCUGCGAGUGGCUAAAACAGUUCCGUGUCCAAGAUUGUGAUAGGAUCGGUCUCGUACUUUUUAUACGAGAACCUAUGACUUUUAAAUCUAAUAAGUGCCCAAAGAGAUCUAGGGAGAACCUCUCUUUAUGUCAGAAGAAGAAAUUCAAGCCAUCAACAAAUUCAUCGGAUUUAUCCUCAAGCUCGAGUUUGUUGUCUGUCGAUAGCGUUUGUUCUGUUCCUGCUUCAGAAGAUGGUCACAAUUUGUUUAAACGGAGGAAGAUUGCCAAGGAAUGUAAUUUCCUUCUGACAAAUGGAAAUGUGAGAGAGAGUAGAACUAGAAGCUUCACAACUUUUGGAGAUAACUCGUUGCUGAUACAAAAUGGCGGUGGCAGGUCACUUACUGUUCCUUCAAAUGUACAAGUUUCAAAAUAUGGUGCAAACAUUGAUGAAUAUACAACAGAAUAUAAAGAGCCUAGAGAAGCUUCUAAAGGAAGUAUAUGUAAGAACUCAUCGGGAUCUCUUUCUGAUGUGGAUGAUAGGAACUCAAUUUCCAUAUCAAGCAUGCCAUCUUAUCUCAAUCACAAGACAAAGGAUGCAAGGGACUGUUCAUUGUCUAAUACGAUUGCUACAAAACAAGUUCCAGUUACGGAUUUAACAUCAUCAAGGGAGCUUUGCAUAUCCAUGCCCAAAAGAGAUAUCCCCAUUGAAAUGUCAGAACUGAGCAAUGCAUCAACUACUAUAACCCAUGAUGAUAAUGAAAGGAACCCUUUAUUUGCAUGUAAGCGUUGCGGGUCUUUGGAAGAUCCAUGCCAAAUGUUAAUCUGUGAUUGUUGUGAAGGAGCAUUCCACUUGCAGUGCUGCCAACGCCGCAUCAAGAAAAUACCAGAUAAAGAGUGGUUUUGCCUGGAUUGUUCUAGAAAAAACCCUAAGAGGCAGGCGUUGCCGAGUAGAAAAGAUGGAUCACUCAAGCAUAUUGAAAGACCUCGCCGAGGUCUUUGUUCGAUAGGAGAUAUGCUGAUGAAUGCCAAACCAUAUGAAACUCAAGUGAGAAUUGGUAGAGACUUCCAAGCAGAAGUUCCAGAAUGGUCCGGUCGAAUUUCUUGCAGUGAUGAUGAUUUCGUUGAGCCCUCUGAAAUUGAUGCCACUGAAAUCACAAGUGUGGACUUGCAGCAGUCAUCACGGUGUAAAGACAAGAAAAAGAGCAUUGGUAACUGGAUUCAGUGCCAAGAAGUCUUGGAUACAGGAGUUGUUUGCGGCAAGUGGCGGAGGGCACCACUGUUUGUUGUUCAAUCGAGCAAUUGGGAUUGUUCGUGUUCAGUUCUUUGGGAUCCAAUUCAUGCUGAUUGUGCUGUUCCACAGGAAUUGGAGACUGAUAAGGUGCUUGAGCAACUGCAGUACAUUAAUAAGGUGGUGGCCUUAGUCGCACUACUGACUCCUGAGCACACCAUCUUCAAAGCUGAAGAAACGUCUGGAUGGUCGCGAGCAGAAACGCUGAAAAAUAUACAUCCAUCAGAAAUUCAGAAGUGAGCAGGUUUUGUCUACAGCUGAACAUCUAUUUUUCUCCCAAGUGACCUGCAAAUGAGAAGAAUGGUUUCGCCGCUCCACCUUUGAACACCACAAGUCCCUACAGCGAAACAAACAUCUCUGGCUGUCUGCAGAGAAACGUGCAUAGAGGGAACCAAUGUUGUAACAUCCCCCCUUCACUGCUGCUGCCGUUGAUAGUUCUCAGCUCAUUUCCCCAAGCCAUGUUGCCUUUGAACUUGACAAGAUUUCCUCCCCAACGUUAUAUUAGACGAAUUUUUGGCUGCUUCCUUUGAAGAAGCAAACGGUGUUGCUGGUGAAGGACAAAGUGAAGGGCAAAGCAAUACGGACGCCGAAGUUCUUUUCUUCUUUCUGUGAGAUGAAACCUGAUGCUUACAUCACGUAAGCCUGAAUUUUUCAGUGGGAGGUGUAUCUGCAGUUUUGACACCUUUACUUGUGCCCGUGGAAUUGCAAUGGAAUUGUGUUUAUCAGUGAAACGGAAGAGUGGCCCCAUAAGCUUC